Molecule: messenger RNA, 2287 nt
Organism: Cygnus olor (mute swan)
Lineage: Eukaryota; Metazoa; Chordata; Aves; Anseriformes; Anatidae
Product: translation initiation factor IF-2-like
Exons: 3
Coding region: 79-1500 (473 amino acids)
Source: RefSeq, a predicted model, not a curated record
GAUGAAAAACGAACGGGAAAAAAAAAAAUCAAAUCAAAUCAAAGAGCGACGAGCCGCGGGGCGCUGCGCUCUCAGUUCAUGGCACCCUCCUGCACGGCCGGGUCCGGCGGGGCUGAGCCGUCAGAAACCUGCUACGCGGACUCCUGCAUCUUCGGCUCCUGCCAGCCGAGGAGCUGCGGCCACCGCUCGUCAGUCAAGCAGCUCGCUUCCUGGUGCGGCGGCCGCCGCCGUCCUCCAGGUGACGGCAGCUCUGCCCGCGGCGGGCGAGGGGAGCGCUGCAAGGGGAAACUGAGGCACGGCGAAGCGCGCGCGUGGGGCCGCGGUGGCGCAGCGCGCGCCUGCGCUCCCGAGCCGAGCUGCAGCCUCCCCCCGGCGCCUGCGAACCAAGCAAGGAAUUGUGCUCGGCUUUCCGGCGUCCGCGUCCUCCGCUUCGACCACAAAACCAGCCUUCCUCUCCCCGGCCGCCUCCCCCUCCCACGGCCAGCUCAUUUCCUGGCAUUACAAAAUUCAUCCCCAACAAAGAGGGACCCAGGAGCGCGCGGCUCGCACCGGGGCUGCGCCCUCCCCGGCCCCCCCAGAAAUAAAGGGAUGUGGCUGGAGGGGUCCUGGGGAGACCCCGCAGCAGCUCCCGGCCACGUCUUUGUCCCCACGCCACGCAGGAUGGGGCCCUGCGGACAGAUCGGCCGCAGGAUUCCCAGCUGCAGGACAGACGGACAAGUCUGGAUCCUUCACCGCUGCAACGGGAGAGCACCGGGGACGGGGAUGCCGAGUUCAGCCUCUCCCCCUGCUGCACCUGCUGUAUCGAAAGAACUACCGGCCCGACCAACCUGGUGGCCAAGCACGACCCCCGAGGGCCACCCCUCGGUUUCUGUUACCAAAAAGAGCCGUGUCCUGCCACGCCGGGCAGCAGGACGGACGGACAACCAGCGGGAGCUUCGCCCUGCCCUUUCUACCCGCGCAUCUCCUUUCCGCCUCAUUUCAGCUGCCAGCCCCGGGGCCCCGGGGCCGCUGCCGCCCUCGAAGCUGGCCGCCCGGCCGGGUGUCACCGCAGCAGAGCCAGGCGUCACCCACAGACCGGGAGGGCGUGGGUGGGGAGCACCGGCGGGACCACGGCACCACCCUCGCCCUGGGGGCUGCGCACAAGCCCCGACACCGGGCUGCGAGGCGUCCCCGUCCCCAUCCCGCCCCGGGCGUGCGCACCAAGCCCCCCUCCCAGGGGUUUUCUCCUUCCCCCGGCCCCCCCGGCGAGGCUCGAGGCGCCGCCGCGUUGCAGAGCCCCGUGCUCCGGGCGGCGAGCUGGGUGGAGGACGUGCGAACACGGGGAUUGUGCUCCGCGCUGCCGCUUUCGGCUGCCGGCCGGCCCCUGCCUGCAAAAAAGAACCGAGGAGGAGAUCGCAUCGAGCCCCCGCGGGGACCCCGCGUGCGCCCACCGGAGCCUGGAGCCGUGCCCGUGUGCCAGCACCUGUGUCGUGCCCGCCAGCAUGGAAACACCUCUGCUAACGCAGGCGGCAGCACCGGCGCUCGGCCACUGUCCCCAAACGGUGGCGAAAAGGGUUUUUGUUUUGUUUUUUUUUUCCCCCCUGAGGGAAAAAGGUAUUGGGUGUUCCAAAUCGUGUGUCAAGCUGGAAAAAAAAAAAAAAAUACAUACGGGAGCGAUGGAGGCAGCACAGGGCAGCGAAUUCCCUUUUCGAAGUGAAAUGAGGGGAGGAAAAGGGGGAAAGGGAAGGCGAUCUUUUUGUCUGGCUGCACAGAAGUGCUGACCGGGCGAAAAAAAAAAAAACCAAAAAAAAAAACGUUCCUGUUCGGAAGCCCGAGCUUCGGUUUCGCCCCGCGUGGCGCGGGCAGCAGGAGCACAGGGCUGCGGCACGGCGCUGCCGCCCCGGCCUCCCAGCAGGAUCGGUCCCGCGCCGCUGCUGGAAGCCAGCCCGAGGCGAAACGAGGCGAAACGGGGCAAAACGAGGCGAAAUCGGGCAAAACGAGCCUCGCCGCCCCGGCAGCCUCGCGCCGUAGCUCUUAUCCCCGAGGGCCUGCUGGAGGAGGGUGGCCGGGGCAACCUUCCUCGCCUGGCGCAGGGGGCUGGAAGGCGCUAAAUCCCACAAACGAGGCCCCAGCCCCGUCAUUAGAUCAAUCCCAAGCUAAUUAAGCUGCCGCCGCCGCACGCCGCCGCAGGAAAGCCCUGCCACGGCCGGCUCCUCGCGGGGCGCCCGCGUCCCCGGGGCCACUGCCACCCGGUGCCACCGCGGGGAUGGCAGAGAACUGGGGGGGGAAAGGCAGGGGGGCAGUGGGA